GGAUGCGAAGGAGGGCGGUGUUCCCGGUUUCCUGGGUUACCUGAGGGGCGGGGGCGGGAGCCGGCGGCGGCCGCGGCGAGGACCCGGGAUUCGCUGUGUGAGGGGAGCGCGCGGCGGCGGCGGGGGCCGGACCGGAGCUUGGUCAUGAGCACCGACAGUAACUCUUUGGCACGUGAAUUUCUGACCGAUGUCAACCGGCUUUGCAAUGCAGUGGUCCAGCAGGUGGAGGCCCGGGAAGAGGAGGAGGAGGAGGAGGAGGAGGAGACACACAUGGCAGCCCUUGGACAGUACCUUGUCCACGGCCGAGGCUUCCUUUUACUUACCAAGCUAAAUUCCACCAUUGACCAGGAACCCAACACAUAUAAGGAAGUAUUUGUUCGCUGUGGUGCUCACCUGUCACGGAACAUUCUGGAAUAUUUGCAGGCGCUGACAUGCAGAGAGGAGCUCCUCACUCUUCUGCUGUCGCUCCUCCCGCUGGUGUGGAAGAUUCCUGUGGAGGAAGAAAGGGCGGCAGAUUUUAAUCUGCCGUUCUCAGUUGAUAUAAUCCUGACCAAAGAAAAGAACUUAAGUUCACAAAGAUCUACUCAGGAAAAAUUAUAUUUAGAAGGCAGUGCUCCAUCGGGUCAGGUUUCUGCAAAAGUGAAAAGCAGACGACAGCGUAAAGCCACCCACGCCUGUUCCCUAAGAGAUGCAAGAAAGACGCAGCUCUCCACCUCGGGCUCAGAGGCCGACUCAGACGAUAGAAGGCCCCGGCGGCCCCACCAGCUGCAGCCUCUUGUAGCCCAGGCUUCUAAAGAAGGCGCGCUUGCAGCUCGCCCCAACCGCUUGUCAACCAGAGAACAGACUCCCCCUGAGACCAUGGCUUCGGGAAGUUUCCAAGAGAUGAUGCCAAGCCAGGAGGCAAACACGGACAUUUUAAGUGAGCCAGCUGCCUUGUCUGUUAUCAGUCACAUGAGCAAUUCUCCAUUUGACUUAUGCCAUGUUCUGUUAUCUUUAUUAGAGAAAGUCUGUAAGUUUGACAUGAACUUGAAUCAUAAUUCUGCCCUGGCAGCCAGCGUCGUGCCCACGCUGACCGAGUUCCUCGCAGGCUUUGGGGACUGCUGUGAUCUCGGGGACAACGCGGAGAGCCAGGUGGUUGCUGCAGGUUGGACUGAGGAGCCAGUGGCCUUGGUGCAACGGCUGCUUUUCCGGACAGUGUUGCAUCUCAUGUCAGUGGAUGUGAGUGCUGCAGGGGCGAUGCCGGACAGCCUCAAAAAGAAUUUAACCGAGUUGCUCAGAGCAGCUUUAAAGAUUAGAACUUGCCUAGAAAAGCAGCCUGACCCCUUCGCCCCGAGACAGAAGACGACCCUGCAGGAGGUGCGGGAAGGGUUUGUGUUUUCCCGCUAUCGGCACCGAGCCCUCCUGUUGCCCGAGCUUCUGGAAGGGGUGCUGCAGCUCCUCACCUGCUGCCUCCACAGCGCAGCCUCAAACCCCUUCUUCUUCAGCCAAGCCAUGGACCUGGUUCAGGAGUUCAUCCAGCACCACGGGUUCCACUUGUUCGAGACAGCAGUCCUGCAAAUGGAGUGGCUGAUCUUAAGAGACGGCGUCCCUGCCGAGGCCUCGGAACGUCUGCGAGCCCUGAUAAACGGCGUCCUGAAGAUAAUGAGCGCCGUCAAAAAGGUGAAGUCGGAGCAGCUCCAUCAGUCCAUGUGCACCAGGAAGAGGCACAGGCGGUGUGAAUAUUCCCACUUCAUGCGUCACCACCGAGAUCUCUCGGGGCUCCUGGUCUCGGCUUUUAAAAACCAGGUUUCCAAAAACCCCUUCGAGGAGAGCCCGGAUGGCGCUGUGCACUACCCUGAGCGGUGCUGCUGCCUGGCCGUGUGCGCGCACCAGUGCCUGCGCCUGCUGCAGCAGGCCUCCCUGAGCAGCACGUGCGUGCAGGUCCUGGCCGGCGUCCAGGACGUGGGGCUGUGCUGCUGCAUGGACCCCAAGUCCGUCAUCGUCCCUUUGCUCCACGCUUUUCAGCUGCCGGCACUGAAGAAUUUCCAGCAGCAGAUCCUGAACGUCCUAAGCAGACUUCUUUUAGAUCAGUUAGGAGGCGCCGAGAUGCCGCCACGAAUGAAAAAGGCAGCUUGCAAUAUUUGUACCGUUGACUCGGAUCAACUGGCCAAAUUAGAAGAAACGCUGCAGGGGCCUGCGCGGGACGAGGAGCCUUCCUGGGGGCUGCCCAGUCCCUACAGGUGCCCCGGCAUCCUGCCCAGCAGCGGCUCUGAGGACUCGUUGUGGAGAUGGGAUGCCUUAGAGGCGUAUCAGAAUUUCGUGUUUGAAGAAGACCGGUUACAUAGUGUGCAGAUUGCAAACCACAUUUGCAGUUUAAUGCAGAAAGGCAAUGUGGUGGUUCGCUGGAAACUGUAUAAUUACAUCUUCAACCCUGUGCUCCAGAGAGGAGUAGAACUGGCCCGUCACUGCCAGCACCCUGGCGUUCCUCCAGCCCAGACGCACGUGUGUGGCCGUCAGAACCAGUGCUUGCCUCUCGAAGUGCUUCAGGUUUAUUUAAAAACGCUGCCGUCCCUGCUGAAGUCAAGGGUAAUAAGAGAUUUGUUUUUAAGUUGUAAUGGAGUAAGUCAAAUAAUUGAACUAAAUUACUUAGAUGGUAUUCGAGGUCAUUCCCUAAAAGCAUUUGAAACUCUGAUAAUCAGCCUUGGGGAGCAACAGAAAGACUCUUCGAUUCCAGGGACUGAUGGGCUAGAUGGGGAAUCCAAGGAGCCGGCAUCCUUCCACGCAGGCACCUCUGUCCACAGCCAGCAGGCGUUUUCAGACUCUCCUCAGAGUCUCAGCAAGUUCUACGCCAGCCUCAGAGAAGCCCACCCGAAGAGACGCAAGUCCGCCCCCCACGACGCCCACCUCCACACGAUCAACCUCUUCCUCUGCGUGGCGUUCCUGUGUGUCAGCAAAGAGGCCGACUCCGACGGGGAGUCCGCCAUCGAUUCGGAGGACACCUCCGGCUACGACAGCACGGCCAGCGAGCCCCUGUGCCAGGAGCUGCCCUCCCUGCCUCUGGAGAGCCUGGUUUUGCCGCCCCCCGAGCGCAUGCACCAGGCGGCCGACAUCUGGUCCAUGUGUCGCUGGAUCUACAUGCUGAGCCCAGCCUUCCAGAAGCAGCUCUGCAGGCUGGGCGGGGUCCGGGUGUGCCAUAAGCUGAUAUUCAUGAUCAUCCAGAGGCUGUUCCGGGGUCCCGACGAGGAGCACGGGAAGAAGGAGGACCAGGAGCCACUGAGAACUGCCCAUGUGGAGGUUGCUGUGGAGGAGGACUCGGGCUCCUCGGCUGUGAGAAGCGCCCCCACCCCGUCCGGCCCUGGCGGUCCAAAGGGGAGUGCUGGCAGUGUAGGUGCAUCAGAGUCACGUGCUGCUUCCACAAACGGGGAUCCGAUUCCCGCUGCUGGAGCUGCUCCUGAGGAAGCAAAGGGGCCUGCAGGUCGACCAAGUGAUGCCUCACUUCAGAGCAUCCGACUGCUGGAAGCCCUUCUGGCCAUCUGUCUGCACGGCUCCAGAGCUAGUCAGCACCGGGCGGAAUUGGAGCCACCCGGCCAGAACUUGUCUGUGGAAAAUAUAUUGUUUGAAAUGAGGGACCAUCUUUCCCGGUCAAAGGUGAUUGAGACGGAAUUGGCAAAACCUUUAUUCGAUGCCCUGCUCCGAGUUGCGCUGGGGAAUCACGCGGCAGAUUUUGAACACAGUGAUGCUGUGACUGAGAAGAGUCCUCAGUCUGAAGAAGAAUUGUCAUCCCAACCUGGAGCGUUUCCAGAAGAAGCGGAGGGUACCUCAUGUGGUUUUAAACUUCUGGUGGAAGAAGAAGGUUAUGAAGCAGACAGUGAGAGCAGUUCUGAGGACAGUGGAGCCCGGGAUGAUGGGGUAGACGUAAAGCCUGAAGCAAAAGUUUUCAUUGCAUUAAGCAGUCCAAAUGACUUACUUGAAAACCUCACUCAGGGAGAAAUAAUCUAUCCUGAGAUUUGCAUGCUGGAAUUAAAUUUGCUUUCUACUAGUAAAGCCAAACUUGAUGUGCUUGCCCACGUAUUUGAGAGUUUUUUGAAAAUCAUCAGGCAGAAAGAAAAGAAUAUUUUUCUACUCAUUCAACAGGGAACUGUGAAAAAUCUUUUAGGAGGGUUCUUGAGUAUUUUAACACAGGCUGAUUCUGAUUUUCAAGCGUGCCAGAGAGGACUGGUGGAUCUGUUGGUAUCUUUGAUGAGCUCAAGAACAUGUUCAGAAGAGCUAACCCUUCUUUUGAGAAUAUUUCUGGAGAAAUCUCCUUGUACAGAAAUUCUUCUCCUGGGUAUUCUGAAAAUUGUUGAAAGUGAUGUUGCUGUGAGCCCUUUACAGUAUCUGACCUUCCCUUUCCUACACACUCUGAAUUUAAGCAACGGUGUUUCAUCACCAAAGUGUCCUGGGAUUCUCAGCAGUAAGGCGAUGGGCUUGUGGAGAAGAGCACGUGUGUCAAGGAGCAGGAAGGAAGUGGACAGUGACAGCGUUCCCCAGCAGCUGCUGUCCUCCUGGCACGUGGCCCCUGUGCACCUGCCCCUGCUGGGCCAGAACUGCUGGCCGCACCUCUCGGAGGGGUUCAGCGUCUCACUGUGGUUCAACGUGGAGUGCGUCCAUGAAGCCGAGAGUUGCUCAGAAAACCGAAGGAAGAUCAGGAAAAGAAAGAAGUCGUUAAGUUUACGAGAUAGUAGUUUUGAUGGAGCAGAGAACGACGGGCCAGAAGAUGCAGAGCACCCGCAUCCUGGUGAGAGGCUCAUAGAGGGAGGCUGCAUUCACCUGAUUUCAUUGGGAUCCAAAGCGAUGAUGAUCCAAGUGUGGGCUGAGCCCCUCACUGGCACCUUCAUCUUUCGGCUGUGUGUGGAUUCAAAUGAUGAUGCAAAAGCUAUUUUACUAGCUCAGGCUGAAUCAUUGGAGAAUGUUUUCCUCCCAAGAAAAUGGCAACAUUUAGUGCUCACCUACUUCCAGCAGCCCCAGGGGAAAAAGAAUCUUCAUGGGAAAAUCUCCAUGUGGGUCUCUGGACAGAGGAAACCUGAUGUUACUUUGGAUUUUAUGCUUCCAAGAAAAACAAGUUUGUCAUCAGAUAGCAAUAAGACAUUCUGCAUGAUCGGCCACAGUUUAUCAUCCCAAGAGGAGUUUUUGCCGUUGGCUGGAAAAUGGCACCUGGGAAAUUUGCUCCUCUUCAACGGAGCUAAGGUUGGUUCCCAAGAGGCCUUCUACCUCUAUGCUUGCGGACCCAGCCACACCUCCAUAAUGCCGUGUAAACAUGGCACGCCUGCGAGUGACUACUCCAAAUACAUCAAUAAAGACAUUUUGCAAUGUGACCAAAUCAGAGAGCUUUUUAUGACCAAGAAAGAUGUGGACAUUGGUCUCUUAAUUGAAAGCCUUUCGGUUGUCUACACAUCGAGCUGCCCUGCUCAGUACACCAUCUACGAGCCGGUCAUUAGACUUAAAGGUCAGGCGAGAGCCCCGCUCUCCCAGAGGCCCUUCAGCUCGAAGGACGUGCAGAGCGUCUCGCUGGAACCCCACCAGCUGAAGAGCCUGCGGCCCACUGAGUGUGAGACUCUCCAGGGCGUCCUGCACGAGAUCGGGGGCACCGGCAUCUUCGUUUUUCUCUUCGCCAGGGUUGUGGAACUCAGUAGCUGUGAAGAAACGCAAGCGCUAGCACUUCGAGUUAUACUCUCAUUAAUUAGGUACAACCAGCAGCGAAUACAGGAGCUAGAGAACUGCCAUGGGCUCUCCAUGAUCCAUCAGGUGCUGACCAAACCAAAAUGCACUGUUGGCUUUCACAUCCUGAAGACCCUCCUGGAAGGUUGCUGUGGUGAAGAGAUUCUUCAUGUCGAUGAGAACGGAGAGUUCACAUUAGAUGUGGAGUCGAAGGCUCUCAUCCAAGAUGUCAAACUGCUCGAGGAGCUGCUGCUCGACUGGAAGGUCUGGAGGAAAGCAGAGCCAGGUGUGUGGGAGGCACUGCUGGCGGCCCUGGAAGUGCUCAUCCGGGCAGACCACCCGCAGCAGAUGUUCAAUGUCAAGCAGCUGCUGAGAGCGCGAGCCGUUCAUCACUUCCUGCUGACUUGUCAGGUUCUGCAGGAACACAAAGAGGGGCAGCUUACCUCCAUGCCCCGAGAGGUUUGUAGAUCCUUUGUGAAAAUUAUAGCAGAAGUCCUUGGAUCUCCUCCAGAUUUGGAAUUAUUGACAAUUAUCUUCAAUUUCCUUUUAGCAGUUCACCCUCCUACUAAUACUUACAUUUGUCACAACCCAACAAACUUCUACUUUUCUUUGCACAUAGAUGGCAAGAUCUUCCAGGAGAAAGUGGACUCGAUCGUGUCCCUGAGGCACUCCAGCAGCGGAGGGAGGGCCGGCCCCCGCCCGGGGCCGAUGCUGAUCAGUCCCUCUGGCUUCACCGCGUCCCCGCCCGAAGCACACGGCUCCUCUGGCAGCAUUCCCCCACGGACGGGGGCCAGCCUGUGGCGUUCCAGAAGCCUGCCCGCGCUCCCCACAUCCUCCCUCGUGCCACCCCGGACGCUGGCCGGAGGCUCGGAUGGGGGCAUUAACAGGGUACCGAGUGCUGCUGGCAGCCCUGCGGCUCCCCAGCCUGAGCAGUGGAACUCCCCCGGGAGCUCAGAGACGCUGAAGCAGGGCGAGGAGGAGGAGGCGUCCAUCAGCAGCUGCGAGUCUGCAGAGGCUGUCUGUGAGGGGGACGCUGGCCCUCCCCGACCGGCCUCCGUGGGUGGCGUCCCCAGAGGAACGCUGGAGUGUCCGGGGGUCAGCGUUGAUCAGAAGGAGUUGGAGGCAGAGUCCAGAGCGGACGGUGAUGGCCCUGGGGACGCGUCCUACCCACGCCGCCCCGACGACCUGCGGGGACUGGCCUCAUUCCAGCGCAGCCAGAGCACCGUGGCGAGCCUGGGGCUGGCCUUCCCCUCGCAGAGCGGGUCUGCCCCCGUGCGCCGCUGGCCCAGCCUGGUCGACAGGAGCGCUGAGGACUGGGCCAGCCUGGCCUUCUCUCCGGGUUAUGAGCCCAACUACCUCCGCACCGCACACACUCCCAGGGUCACUGAGGACGCGCUGGUCCCCAUCUGCUGUGGGCUGUACGAGCUCCUCAGUGGGGUGCUCCUCAUCCUGCCCGACGCGAUGCUCGAGGACGUGAUGGACAAGCUCAUUCAGGCCGAGGUGCUGCUGGUCCUCGUGAACCACCCCUCCCCUGCCAUCCAGCGAGGAGUCAUUCAGCUGUUAGAUGUGUAUUUUAAUAGAGCAUCUAAGGAACAGAAAGAUAAGUUUCUGAAGAAUCGUGGCUUUUCCUUGCUGGCCAACCAGCUGUACCUGCACCGGGCGACUCCGGAGCUGUUAGACUGCUUCGUAGAAAUGUUCUUCGGUCGACACAUUGGCCCUGAUGACGAGUUUGAUCAGGAAGAUGUGAGAAACCUGGGGCUUUUUCAGAAGUGGGCUGUCAUUCCUGUCCUGGGACUAAUUGAGACCUCUCUGUAUGACAACACGCUCCUGCAUAAUGCUCUUCUACUUCUUCUCCAAAUAUUAAAUUCGUGUUCGAAGGUAGCAGACAUGUUGUUGGAUAAUGGUCUUCUCUACGUGCUAUGUAACACAGUAGCAGCCCUGAACGGAUUGGAAAAGAACAUUCCUUUGAAUGAAUACAAGUUGCUUGCUUGCGAUAUACAGCAGCUUCUUGUAGCCGUCACAAUCCACGCUUGCAGCUCCUCGGGCCCCCAGUAUUUCAGAGUGAUCGAAGACCUCAUCGUGCUGCUCGGGUAUCUUCAAAACAGCAAGAACAGGAGGACACAAAGCAUGGCCGUGGCGCUGCAGUUCCGAGUCCUCCAGGCUGCCAUGGAGUUCAUAAGGACCACCGCGAACCACGAUGCGGACAGCCUCACCGAGUGCUUCCAGGCACCUUCUCCCCAGCACGCGGUCUUUCCGAAGCGGAAGAGCAUUGCUGGUUCAAUUCCCGUGAAGGGCUGCGCUCUUCCUCACCUCCCGAGGCGCCAUUUUCGUUCCUACGGUCACCUCCCGAUGCUCUCCUCCUCCCGUGCGUUCAGGCGAGACUCCUCUCCCCCAGGCUCUCCCGGAUCCGCUCCCUGGGUGGCACCUCUCGGAGCAGGUCCUUGGAAAUGCCCCCUUGCUCACACGGACCCCUUUCUGAUGCGCAUGCGCUCGGUGGCGAGCGAUGAACUCCACGUGAUGAUACAGCGGAGGAUGAGCCAGGAGAGCCCGGUGCAGGCGAGCGAGGCCGAGCUGGUGCAGAGGCUGCAGAGACUCAUCGUGCUGGCGGUUAACAGACUUAUUUACCAAGAGUUUAAUCCAGAUGUUGUUGCCAUUUUGAGUACUCCAGAAAAUGCCACUCAGAGCAAGACCUCAGCUUCCCAGACUGAAAUUGCUGAAGAAAAUAGUCAUCGUGAACAGAUUUCCGUUUUCAAUCCAUUUCAGAAGGAAAUACUGACAUACCUCAUAGAAGGAUUCAAAGUAUCUCUUGGUUCAAGUAAACCCAGUGGUUCCAAGCAGCAGUGGGCGAAGAUCGUGUGGUCUUGUAAGGAUACCUUCCGCAUGCAGCUGGGAAGACUGCUUGCCCACAUACUGUCCCCAGCCCACCCUUCCCAGGAGAGAAAGCAGAUUUUUGAAAUAAUUCAGGAGCCAAAUCAUCAGGAAAUACUACGAGACUGCCUUAGCCCAUCCUUGCAACAUGGCGCCAAGUUAGUUUUGUAUCUGUCGGAGCUGAUCCAUAAUCACCUGGAUGAGCUGACUUGGGAGGAACUGGACGCGGCACAACUGCUUAUGAGCGCGUUGCAGACGUGUGGCCACAGGGGCCCCCCUCCCAGCGCGGCCGCAAAGCCGGAGCUGCUCAGAGUCAUCAGAGAGGAACAAAAGAAAUAUGAAACUGAAGAAGGUGUGAAUAAAGCCACCUGGCAGAAGACAGUUAAAAAUAAUCAACAAAGUCUCUUUCAGCGUCUCGAUUUCAGAUCAAAGGAGAUAUCUAAGCUAGCCGCAGACAUCACCCAGGCAGUGUCUCUCUCCCAAGGAACUGAGAGGAAGAAGGUGAUCCACCACAUCCGGGGGAUGUACAAGGUCGGCCUGAGCGCCAGCCGGCACUGGCAGGAGCUGAGUCAGCAGCUGACGCAUGACAGAGCAGUCUGGUAUGACCCCACCUACUACCCCACCUCCUGGCAGCUGGAUCCCACAGAAGGGCCGAAUCGAGAGAGGAGGCGUUUGCAGAGAUGCUACCUAACUAUUCCCAACAAGUACCUCCUGAGGGACAGGCAGAGGCCGGAAGGCAUGGUCAGACCGCCCCUCUCUUACCUCUUCGAAGACAAAACUCACUCUUCUUUCUCUUCUACCGUAAAAGACAAAGCUGCAAGUGAGUCUAUCAGAGUGAAUCGCAGGUGUAUCAGCGUCGCCCCGUCUAGGGAGACAGCUGGCGAGUUGUUAUUAGGUAAAUGUGGAAUGUAUUUUGUGGAAGAUAAUGCUUCUGAUACAGUUGAAAGUUUGAGCCCUCAGGGAGAAUUGGAACCAGCGUCCUUUUCCUGGACGUACGAGGAAAUCAAAGAAGUCCAUAAGCGCUGGUGGCAGCUGAGAGACAACGCCGUGGAGAUCUUCCUGACCAACGGCCGGACGCUGCUGCUGGCCCUGGACAGCACCAAGGUUCGCGACGACGUGUACCACAGCAUCCUGACCAACGACCUCCCCAACCUUCUGGAAUACGGCAACAUCACGGCGCUGACCAACCUGUGGUAUACCGGGCAGAUCACGAACUUUGAGUAUCUGACGCACUUAAACAAACAUGCCGGCCGAUCCUUCAACGACCUCAUGCAGUACCCGGUGUUCCCCUUCAUCCUGGCUGACUACGUGAGCGAGACCCUCGACCUCGGGGACCCGUCCGUCUACAGAAACCUCUCCAAGCCCAUCGCCGUGCAGUACAAAGAGAAGGAAGAUCGCUAUGUGGACACAUACAAGUACUUGGAGGAAGAGUUCCGCAAAGGGGCCCGCGAGGACGACCCGCUGCCGCCCGUGCAGCCCUACCACUACGGCUCCCACUACUCCAACAGCGGCACCGUGCUGCACUUCCUGGUCCGCAUGCCGCCCUUCACCAGGAUGUUCCUGGCCUACCAAGAUCAAAGCUUUGACAUUCCGGACAGAACCUUCCACUCCAUGAACACGACCUGGCGCCUCUCCUCCUUCGAGUCCAUGACUGACGUGAAGGAACUGGUCCCGGAGUUCUUCUAUCUCCCAGAGUUCCUAGUCAACCGAGAAGGUUUCGAUUUUGGCGUGCGUCAGAAUGGCGAGCGGGUGAAUCACGUCAACCUGCCGCCGUGGGCGCGGAACGACCCGCGUCUCUUCGUCCUCAUCCACCGCCAGGCUCUGGAGUCGGACCACGUGUCCCAGAACAUCUGCCAGUGGGUGGACCUGGUGUUCGGGUACAAGCAGAAAGGGAAGGCGUCCGUCCAGGCCAUCAACGUGUUUCAUCCCGCGACGUAUUUUGGGAUGGAUGUCUCUGCGGUGGAAGAUCCGGUGCAGAGGCGCGCGCUGGAAACCAUGAUCAAGACCUACGGCCAGACGCCUCGCCAGCUCUUCCAGGCGGCCCACGUGAGCAGGCCGGGGCCCAGGCUCAGCCUCGAGGGAGAGCUGCCUGCGGCCGUGGGGCUGCUCGUGCAGUUUGCCUUCAGGGAGACCCGGGAGCCGGUCCGAGAAGCCCCCCACCCGAGUCCUUUGUCCUGGAUAAAAGGCCUGAAGUGGGGGGAGUACGUGGGCUCCCCGAGUGCCCCGGUGCCCGUGGUCUGCUUCAGCCAGCCCCACGGGGAGAGACUGGGCUCCCUGCAGGCGCUGCCCACCAGGGCCAUCUGUGGCCUGUCCCAGAACUUCUGCCUUCUGGUGACCUACAGCAAAGAGCAAGGCGUGCGGAGCAUGAACAGCACCGACAUCCAGUGGUCGGCCAUCCUGAGCUGGGGCUACGCCGACAACAUCCUGAGGCUGAAGAGCAAGCAGAGCGAGCCUCCCGUCAACUUCAUCCAGAGCUCUCCGCAGUACCAGGUGACCAGCUGUGCGUGGGUGCCCGACAGCUGCCAGCUGUUCACCGGGAGCCGGUGUGGCGUCAUCACCGCCUACGCCAACAGGAUGGCGGGCAGCGCGCCUUCAGAGAUAGAGAUGGAGUCCCAGGUGCACCUCUACGGGCACACGGAGGAGGUCACCAGCCUGUUUGUCUGCAAACCCUACAGCAUCCUGAUAAGCGUGAGCCGCGACGGCACCUGCGUCAUCUGGGACCUGAACAGGCUGUGCUACGUACAGACUCUGGCAGGACACAAAAGCCCUGUCACAGCCGUCUCGGCCAGCGAAACGACAGGCGACAUCGCCACUGUGUGUGACUCAGCUGGCGGGGGCAGUGACCUCAGACUCUGGACGGUGAACGGGGACCUGGUGGGACAUGUGCACUGCAGAGAGGUCAUCUGCUCCGUGGCGUUCUCCAAUCAGCCGGAGGGCGUGUCCAUCAACGUGAUCGCGGGGGGACUGGAGAACGGGACUGUGAGGCUGUGGAGCACGUGGGACCUGAAGCCUGUGCGGGAAAUCACGUUCCCCAAGUCCAGCAAGCCCAUCGUCAGCCUCACCUUCUCCUGUGACGGCCACCACCUGUACACGGCGAACAGCGAGGGCACCGUCAUCGCCUGGUGCCGGAAGGACCAGCAGCGCCUGAAGCAGCCCAUGUUCUGCUCCUUCCUGAGCAGCUACGCGGCCGGCUGAGGGCGGCGGGGCGUCCGAGAGCCUGGCGCUCCAUCAGGAUCUGUGGCUUCAGUUUGGGAGGCUGCACCUGAAGAAACGAUGAGCAGACACACCCUCAGAUAAUUAUAAAACCUCCUCAUCUGCACGGACCUCUGCAGCUCCCAGGCGCUGGGCGGAGGGUCUCGCUGUAAGUGUGGUCGGGAGGGUGACCGCGGGCAUGGCCCGCAGGACUGCGGCCUCCGUGAGUCAGUCACUUUCGUUGUUUCUUCUACGGAGGAGAUGAGGGCCCCCUUUUCUAUCAUUCCAACAGUUUGUGCCGAGAUAACUCCUCACCGCCUGCCCCCCGCCCCCCAAAGAAGGAAAGUAAAAGGUCAAGAAGUCAGGACUUGGUGAUGACCAGGCGUUUUGCGGGCUGGCUGGCCACCGGAACAGUCGACUAACGACUCCGUGUUGAACAGCAGCUGCUGCCAGGCCUUCGCUCAGAUAGACCCAGAGUUUGUUGACCUCCACCCACAAGAACAGGGGUGGCCGCGAUUCAGACACGUUCUCUGUCUCCAUAAAAGUCCUGUUUAAAACCCAUAACACUAGCCACUGCCUGCCCUUCGCCGAGUCACGAAGAUGGAAACCUGGUGAUCACUCCUCACGGGAGCCUCCACUGCCGGUGUGCACAGCCGGGCGAGCCGUCGGGCCAGCGUGCAGGAGCUUCCCCCCGGGGGGGGGGGGGGUGACGGCUCGCUCUGUCUUAAAAAGGCUGGACAGCCCUGCGGGCCCUGUUCCACUCUGCUCUACUAACUGUGCCGCCUGAGAAUUCCAGCGACAGCGGGGACACCUCCCUGUGCGCCCAGCACGCCGCCGUCAGGACCGAACCCAAGCUCGGAACAGCCUCCCCCCCACCCCGGUUGCAGCCGUGUGUCCACUGGGAGCUGCUACAUCGGCUAUGAAGACACUAAUCGCUGAGCAACACGUGACCACACGAGACACACGUGUUCCUGCCUGAGAAUACCGGUGCGAUUGUGUGAAAACGUGACUCCUACUGUGUUUACAGAAGUACUUUGUCACUUCCAGACUUUCUAAAACAUUCUGUGUAAAAACUGCAGGGAACACGAUUCCUGAGUCUCCGUGUGGAUGGAUGCAAGAGGCAGCAGGGGCCGGCCGGGACCUGGAGCCGCCCCCACUGCCUCGCACAGACCUGGGGCUCCGGCCCAGGCGGAGGCGACCUUCCUCCUGUUCACGUCGCAGUGAUCUGCUUGUUUUAAAAAACUGCAGCUACUGUUGCUUUCACUUUUCUACUGAGAGCGUUCAAUGAGUCCCAUUAGAAGAGGGUUGCUACUCAGUCCUUUAUUUUUAAGGCUGAAGUCCGUCAUUUAAAGAAAUAUGCAAAGUGACUGGUCUUGUAAAGAGUGCAAUGUUCUAUUUUUAUGUAAAAUAAACAUGAAUCCGGGGGGAUUAUUUAUUCAGCAUGAAA
Messenger RNA from Myotis daubentonii (Daubenton's bat), 13183 nucleotides. RefSeq names its product lysosomal trafficking regulator (gene LYST). Lineage: Eukaryota; Metazoa; Chordata; Mammalia; Chiroptera; Vespertilionidae. The record is from RefSeq and is a predicted model, not a curated record. Gene Ontology annotation, molecular function: protein binding.